This is a messenger RNA of Ipomoea triloba (trilobed morning glory), 1399 nucleotides long. Its product is annotated as GATA transcription factor 9-like. Lineage: Eukaryota; Viridiplantae; Streptophyta; Magnoliopsida; Solanales; Convolvulaceae. Gene Ontology annotation, biological process: positive regulation of DNA-templated transcription. Gene Ontology annotation, cellular component: nucleus. Gene Ontology annotation, molecular function: sequence-specific DNA binding; zinc ion binding. The record is from RefSeq and is a predicted model, not a curated record. The coding region runs from base 113 to 1123 and encodes 336 amino acids. The transcript has 2 exons.
AGCUCCAUGGCCAUGACUCCAUAAGGUUCAGUCUCUAUUAUCUCUCUCCGUCACUAAAAGCAGCUGUUACUUUUUUCAAAUUUUGAGGCGAAAUACAUUCACAUUUUGUGUAAUGGAAGCACGAGAAUUCUUCACCGGCGCCGGCUUUUUGGGCGCUGCCGCCGGGGAGUCGCAAUAUGGUUGCGAAAACCGUUACCUAGUGGAACAGAAGUCCGCUGAGCACAGCCUCAAUGCUAACAAUUUCACCGUCGAUGAGCUUCUGGACUUCUCAAAGCACGACGAGGUCACCGCCGACGAUUUCUUCGACAGUGUUGCAGGCCGCUCCUCCACCGUCGCUGGUGUCGACAGCUGUAACUCCUCCGUCUCCGGUGGCCAAUUCAGCGGUAGCUUCACCGACGCCGCUUUCAGUGCUUCCGAGCUUUGCGUUCCGUAUGAUGAUUUGGCGGAGCUGGAAUGGCUGUCGAACUUCGUGGAGGAUUCAUUCUCGAGCGAUGAGGUUCAAAAUCUUCAGCUAAUUUUGGCCACAAAAACCUCCGCCGCCGCCGCUGAUUCUUCCUCCUCCGGCAACUGCAAGGAAAUCGCGAACAAUUAUUCACUUCCGGCGUUCCCUUCCGACGUCUCAGUUCCCGGAAAAGCACGCAGCAAACGUUCCCGCGCCGCGCCCUGGGACUGGUCGUCCCGUCUCCAGCUCCUUUCCCCAGCCAAAUCACAGUCCGAGAGCAACAACAACAACAACGCAUCGGCUCCGAAAGCGUCCAAGACGACGCCGUCUAAGAGAAGAGAAAGCACCGACACUCAAGGGCGGAAGUGCCUGCACUGUGCGUCUGAAAAGACGCCCCAGUGGCGGACCGGGCCAAUGGGGCCGAAGACGCUUUGCAACGCGUGUGGGGUCCGAUACAAGUCGGGGCGUCUCGUGCCCGAAUACCGACCCGCGGCAAGCCCCACAUUCGUCUCCACCAAACACUCCAACUCCCACCGCAAGGUCCUGGAGCUCCGCCGCCAAAAGGACCUCCACCUCCACCACCAGCAACAGUUGCUCAGUCAAGCCUCCAUCUUCGGCGGCGAUGCCUACUUGCUUCACCAUCAACAAACAUGCGGCACUGACUAUACGCACAUCAUCUAGCCCAUUCCAGUUUACACAUUUAAUUAAGCUCCAAGUAACAUUCAGAAAGCAACUCAGAUCAAUUUUCCUAAUUUACUCAGCCUUAGAGAUAUUACUCCUAUCUCGAGGAAUUGAAGGUGAAGAACCAACAAUGGCGCAUGCAAUUCUGUAAUUCUUUCGCUAAUUGAUAAUAUAAUUACGUUUUUCUUCAUGUACAACAACUUUGCGUUGGAUGGAUUUCUUGUACUGUAGCUUAAUUGCUAACCUAUCAAUAAAAGUUUUGAUUAUUUUAAAAAA